This is a messenger RNA of Lycium barbarum (goji berry), 1085 nucleotides long. Its product is annotated as chaperonin CPN60-like 2, mitochondrial. Lineage: Eukaryota; Viridiplantae; Streptophyta; Magnoliopsida; Solanales; Solanaceae. Gene Ontology annotation, molecular function: ATP-dependent protein folding chaperone; ATP binding. Gene Ontology annotation, biological process: protein refolding. The record is from RefSeq and is a predicted model, not a curated record. The coding region runs from base 36 to 896 and encodes 286 amino acids. Gene Ontology annotation, cellular component: cytosol; mitochondrion. The transcript is spliced from 6 exons.
UUGUUACAGAAGAGCUUGGACUGAGCAUUGAAAAUAUGAACUUCGAGAUGCUGGGAACAUGUAAAAAGGUGGCUGUCUCCAAGGAUGAUACUGUCAUUCUUGAUGGUGCUGGUGAGAAGAAGUCCAUAGAGGAACGAUGUGAACAGAUUAGAUCAACCAUUGAACUGAGCACAUCUGACUAUGACAAGGAGAAGUUGCAAGAAAGACUAGCUAAGAUUUCAGGAGGUGUCGCUGUGUUAAAGAUUGGAGGAGCUAGUGAAGCUGAGGUUGGUGAAAAGAAAGAUAGAGUCACCGAUGCUUUGAAUGCUACAAAGGCUGCUGUGGAGGAAGGAAUUGUUCCAGGUGGUGGCAUUACUCUUCUUUACGUAGCAAAAGAGUUAGAUAAAUUAACAACAACCAACUUUGACCAGAAGAUUGGUGUACAAAUCAUUCAGAAUGCUCUGAAGGAACGAUAUCAAGAAAUAUUACGGGAAAAAUCACAGUCUCAGUCUGAUAUUGAUCAAUGUGAAGCAUAUUACGAAGCUGCUGGGGGAACAAGGAAGAGAAGAAUAUAUGGUCUUGGAUCUCAAGCACAAAGUUAUUAUGGGCCGAAUCUUUGCGUCAAUUUUGCCUUUAAUGCUUCAGCAUCAGCAGCACCUUCAACUUCUCAAUCAGCACCUACAGAAAAUAUGGAGGAGUUAGUGAUGCGAUUGAUUCCUACACUGACUGAUCGCUUGCUUCCUUUAUUUAUUGAGAAGGCACGCGGAGUGAUUUCUUCACCAUCACAUCAUCCAGAUACUCCUGUCGACAAACCAUCAGUUGUGACACCCAUAGUGCCUCCUCCUACUACUGCUAACGUUGACGAUGUUGAUCCUUUAGUUUCUGAUGAUGAUCGUAGUCCUUCACCCAUGCAUUAGUUUUUUAUGUUAUCUGCUUUUUGUUGGAAAGAACAAACUUAUGCACUAACAAUACUUGAUGGAUGUGUGGGUUCUUUUGGUAGUUGAUAGCUCGAAGUUGUCGGUGUUUUGGACUUAACGAUUGGGAUUUCGCUAUCUAUUUUGAACUUUUUUUAUAAAUAUUAUUUUAUGUGAAUGUCAGUUAUUUUU